Melozone crissalis (California towhee) is the source of this 1863-nucleotide messenger RNA. It is a transcript of the gene ARID3B, whose product is annotated as AT-rich interaction domain 3B. The record is from RefSeq and is a predicted model, not a curated record. Gene Ontology annotation, molecular function: DNA binding. The transcript is spliced from 8 exons. Lineage: Eukaryota; Metazoa; Chordata; Aves; Passeriformes; Passerellidae. Gene Ontology annotation, cellular component: nucleus. Gene Ontology annotation, biological process: regulation of transcription by RNA polymerase II. The coding region runs from base 1 to 1647 and encodes 548 amino acids.
AUGAAGCUGCAGGCGGUGCUGGAGCAGCUGCAGAAACAGCAACAGCAGCAGCAGCAGCAGCAACAACAGCCGGCGGUGUCCAUGGAGUGCCGGGAGCGCCGCCGCGAGCCGCAGGUGCCCUUCCCCGCCCCGCCGCCCUUCCCCGGCCGCGCCCCGGCAGUGCCGCCCGCCGUCCCCGCCGCUGUCCCCGCCGCGGGCAGAGCCCCCGCGGCAGCCGGCCGGCACCACGAGCACAGCAGCGGCAACUCCGAGGAGGAGGAUGAGGAGGAGGAGGAGGACGAUGAAGAGGAGGAUGAAGAAGACGGCGCUGAGCUGGAGGAUGACCCCGCGGUGCCCGGCCAGGAGAGCCGCUCUGCGCUGCCGUGUUUCCGCGCUCCCAAAGGCGCCCACGGCAAGGGCAGGGCGGGCUGCGGUGCCAGCCCCGCGGCGGGCACCCAGCAGGGCAGGGAGGAGCCGGGCACGGAGCCCGCCCCGCGCUGCGCAGCGCCCUCGGGCCGCCCCGGCUGGCGCCUGGAUGAGCCGCUCAAACAGAACGGCGGCGGGAGCUGGAGCGACGAGGGCGACGGCGGCCGGGGAAGGGAGAUCUCCCGAGACUUUGCCAAGCUGUACGAGCUGGACAGCGACCCUGAGAGGAAGGAGUUCCUGGAUGAUCUCUUCAUCUUCAUGCAGAAGAGGGGAACUCCCAUCAACAGGAUCCCCAUCAUGGCCAAGCAGAUCCUGGAUCUCUACAUGCUCUACAAGCUGGUGACAGAGAAGGGUGGGCUGGUGGAGAUCAUCAACAAGAAGAUCUGGAGGGAAAUCACCAAAGGCCUUAACCUGCCCACCUCCAUCACCAGCGCCGCCUUCACCCUGCGCACACAGUACAUGAAGUACCUCUAUGCCUACGAGUGUGAGAAGAAGUCCCUGAGCUCCCCGGCCGAGCUCCAGGCCGCCAUCGACGGCAACCGGCGCGAGGGCCGGCGGCCCAGCUACAGCUCCUCACUGUUCAGCUACUCCCCAUCCCCGCCGGGGCCUCCUUCCCUGCUGUCCCCCCCCAAAAUCCGCUUCCCCAUCAUCGGCGUGGCGCCGGGCAGCGCCACCGGCAACCCCCGCGUCUCACCGGCCCUCAGGAAAGGUGACGGCGUGCCGCUGACGGUGUCCAUGCCGAGCCGCGUGGCCGUGCCGGUGACACUGGGUGGCCAGCAGGCCUCGGUGGCAGCCAGGACGGCCACGCUGGAGCAGCUGAGGGAAAGGCUGGAGGCGGGAGAGCCCCCGGAGAAGAAGGUGCCGCGCAUGACGGAGGAGGAGCAGCGGCUGGUGCAGCAGGCCCUGCAGCGCAACCUGUUCAGCAUGGCCCGGCAGCUCCCCAUGAAGAUCAAAAUCAACGGAAAAGACAAGGCAGACUCGGCGGCGGCGGCGCUGAAUCUGUCCCCGAACGGCAUCGGCAGCAUCAACAUGUCCGUGGAGAUCAACGGCACCACCUACGCUGGGGUGCUGUUUGCCCAGAAGCCCGUGGUGCAGCUCCUGGCCGGCUCGGGCACGCAGAGCUCGUGCAGCAGCAGCUCCAGCAGCUCCAGCAGCAGCUCCAGCAGCUCCCACUGCUCCCCCAGCCCUACCUCAUCGCGGGGCACGCCCGGCGCAGAGCCCUCCACCAGCUGGUCCCUGUGACGGGCACUGCCCAGGAGUGCACACAUACCUCACCUCAAGGAACCUGCUCUCGUGGCUGCACAGCACCUGGAGGAUGAUGAUGAUGGUGGUGGUCGUGGUGAAACCUUUCCAUGCCAGCGAGUUUUACUUCAUCGUCUCUUUGUCCGGCCUUGUUUUGACUUUUUUCCCUCCUCCCCCCUUUCCUUCCUCCCUUUUGCUCUUUGGUUCCUCCUCCUC